UCUUCAGGCGAGUCACAAGAGUCGGCUGCUAGCUUAUUGUAACCCCACACGGCUUUUAGUAUAUCUGGCACAUUGCGCAGACGUGUCUCUAAAGUGAACCUGAGUAUUUUAUAAGUGUCAUAAAGUAGCUGUCAACUUGUAAAAAUAGCCGCUUAGCUGGAUGGCUAGUGAUAACGAACUGUUAAGCAUUGUCGGACAAGCGGCUAGUGAUGCUACUCCGGCGGCUAACGCUGGCUGCUUCAUCCAUCCUGCUCUCACUGACAUCACUCCGUGUGCGCUGACGACAUGAGGUGUCUGCACAACUUUUUAUCUGCCGGACGUUCAGUGGCUACACAUUUUCCACAAUGGACAGUGAGCGCAGCAAUUGCAGGCCGCGGUUUGGAGACAAAAGCCAGCUAAUCCAACUAGCCUGCUAAAAGCUGUCCUGCCCUGGUGUGUGUGUGUGGAGCCGGACUGGAGACAAACGGCGAGGUUUCUGCACCAUGGAUCAGGAGGAUAUGUCAGAGCAAAUUCCAACAGCUUGUACCCAACCACUGCUCUUCAAUCAAGACUUGCUUGUGCUUCAUCAAUCACCAGUGCCACAACAGCUCAGCUCUGAUCUGGCGAUGACUGAGGAUCUGAUGAGUAAUGGCACCUGUGAAGUUAAAACUGUGAGAGCAUUAUACUGUCCUGGUGGCAGUGGAGGUGUUCCUGCUGAGGGCAACCACCUGGCUGUAAGGAAUGAUAACAUGUCAGAGUUUUCUAACAGUGACCUCUCUUUGCCUGAAGUCUGCAUUUCCACCAACAGCAAUAGCUGUGAUGAGGAUGAUAUGAACCAUGAGGUACAGCAAGCGUACAGGAUAUUCACUGGAUUUCUGUUAGAGAAGCAUAAAGGGAUCACCCAGCCAUUCCUCCAUCAGGAGGCCCAGCAUGGUAUUGGAGGUGCCUCUGGCUGGGGUCAGGCACAGCUCAGGCAGUCAAUGUGCUUGCAGCGGAUGGAGGAAAAGUUCAUUAACCAAGAGUAUGAGACAAUAACAGAGUUUGUAGCAGACUUUAGGUUGAUGUUGGAGAACUGUUAUCGCUACCAUGGGGUGGACCACUGGAUCUCCAAACAGGCUCAAAAGUUGGAAAUUAUGCUUGAGCAGAAGCUUACAUUGCUAUCCAGGACACUGCGAGCGAAAACAACCCUGGCAAUGACCUCUAAGGGGCGUUUCGGUGCAGAGGAGGAUCGGGGAUCUGGAGGCACCUCUACAAGAAGGAGACUGGCUAUUCGAAGCCUGGCUACUCUCACAGUUGGUGGGCAUGAGUCUAUUAUGGUUCAAACCUUACGACUAGAAGAGCAACAGAGAGCCAAAGAAGAGAGGAGACAGCGUGAGCUUGAGAAGAAAGAGGCAGAGGAAAUGUCAGCCAAAGAGGUAGAAGAGUGGGAGCAGACUUUACUGUCACAGGCUUCCCCUCACACUGUGGAUGCACUUUGGGAACUCCCUGCUAUAGGUCAUUUCCUCUGCCUGGCUCAGAAUGCACUUAACCUCCCAGAGAUUGUAUUUUUUGAACUGGAGCGUUGUUUGUUGAUGCCUCGCUGCAGCCUCCUGCUCUCCAAAAUAAUGUCUUCCCUACUGUCCCCACCUCAGAGGAGGGCCACUCUAAACCGCCGGCCUCCGCUGCCUUACCGCCGCUGGGAGUCGGAGCUCAGGCAGCGGGUCAUGGUCUGGUACCGGUGUGUAGGUUCCUCCUAUGAUCAGCCAGGUCGGGCUGAGCAGCUGGGACUCUGCCACCAAUUUUUCAGCACCAUUGGCGAUGUGAGUCCUUUGGAGGAGAAACCUUUUCACUUGUUACCCUUCUACCAGCGAGUAUGGCUCCUGAAGGGGCUGUGUGAUCAUGUGUACGAGACGCAAAAGUGUGUGCAGGAUGCUGUGCUGGCCCAGCCUAUCCAUGAAUGUAGGGAGUCUAUUUUGGGCUAUGACAGCAAGGAGAAUGCCUAUAUACAUUUCCCACACUUUUGUGGGGCAGAUUUGAGGAUCUACCGCCAGAGCCCUAGCACUCCCCCAGCUUUCCCUUUCCCUUCUGUAUUGGUCAAAAGGGUUGAAAUGGAGCCAGGGACAGAGGGUGAUGAGUCAGAUGGGAUGAAGCCUGACAGAAACAAAAGUGACAGUGAGUGUUAUGGAGGCUCCAUGGACAAGGGAGACUUUCAGGGUUUUGGAAAAGGUAGAGCAGAGACUUUAAGCAUUUUCAAAAGGGAAAAUGGGGAUGAAGAGGAAGAUAAAAUAUUUAAGUUGUGGUCACUGAAGAAAGAGAAGGGGUCCGAAUCUGGCUCUUCUGAUAGAGACUCCAGUGAAGAAUCUAAAAUUGAUUUAAAAAUAAACACUAACUCCAUAGCUUUCUCACACACUACUACUGGGAGAGGUGGUGGGAAAGUGACUUUUAAGGAAGAGACUGUAAAGUUGGAGCAUGAAUCAGAGAGAUUCAUGGUGAAGCAGGAGCAGGAGCUUUCUUUUCCCUUCAUUCAAACAGUUAUAUCAGAGACACAAGAUCCCUGUCUGAGUGUAGGGGAGCACAGUUACACUGGCAGGUCACCCGCUCGGUCAGUGAAUCUGGCCCCCCCAUCCAAACAACUGGAGCUCAAAAUGGAGGAAGAAAGUCCGAGUCAAAGAGCUUCCUGUUUGGAAUGUUGCAAAAGCAAAAUGAGUAAUGCUAAAUUUGAGGGGCACAACUGCUUCUGUGGCACAUCAGGGCUAGCAGCACAGAUGUCUUCUGAGAGCACUCAAAACUCAAGUGAAGAGAGGACAAGUGACAUAAUCUGGACUAAAAAAAAGAAGAGGAAGAAAAUGCGAGGGAGGGAACAGCUGCCAAGGGUUAAAGGAAAGCACAAGCCUCUGCAGCAUGUGGACAGAAUGAGGCUGUCCCCAGCUGAAGCUGCCAAGUCUGCAGAUAUGAGAGUUGCUACAAUGGUCAAGAGAAAAGAUAGGAAGAAAAGACAUAAAACAGAAAAAAAGCUUGACUCUUCAAUGAUUACAGACAAACCUGUAGAUGAACCAUCCUUUGAGUUGGUAUGCACCAGUCUUGAGGAGUUGCGAGAGCUGAUCAGCAAGACGGAAGACGAACUUGAUGACUUAGAGAGCGCCAAAAAGAGACUUGGUCGGUGGUAUUAUAGAAGAGAAGCAGUGAAAGACCUCCACAGCACUCUAAUUAGACUGUUGAAUGAGCUGUCGCCCUGGGAACCCAAACUUGUUAAGGCCUAUCAAAGGAACAGGCUUCGUUUGAAGAAGGAAUUUGAUGAUUUCAAAGAGCACCCAGAGUACAACAACUUUGUGCGUGAAGAGUGUAUUUCAUCAUCAUCGUCAUCUGAUGAAGAUGAGGAUGAAGAGAGGGAUCUAGGGAAGGACAUGUUUACAAGCACAGAUCAUUACAGAAGAUCAGAGGAGGAAGACAUGGAACAUUUAGUACCCAGAGGUCUUUGGAGUGGAGCCAGCACCAGGGAGUUUGGAGCUGACUCUGCUGGAGAAACAAUAGCAAACUAUGUAUCUCCUAUCCACUUGAAACACUCUCCGACCACCACAGAAAAAGCCAUUAGUCUCCGACCAAGAGCUCAGAUUGGCAGCAGAAACAUCACUUCUGUGGUUGACUCUGGACCACACUCUAGAUCUGAACUGACCUCGUCAAAUCCGUCCAUGGAUUCAAACUCGGCAUGGGCAGCAGAUUUGCCAGUCCAGACCCCACUGUCACCCAGACUGACCAUCCUCCACCCCACCAUUGGAUUACCUAAGGGUUACACACCCAUCCCCACCCUGCUGGCAAAGAGUGUGGGAAACAAAGUGACCUUAAUGAAAAGGCCUGCUGAUUGUGCAGGGUACAACAAUUUAGAUGGACAGAGUAAAGGGUCUUUGGUCUCCCCGCCUACCUCUGCGAUGGUUAGCACAAAACAUUCAACAGCACAAACAUCUUCAUUCAGCUCUCAGAAGAACUCGCAAAUGCAGGCACAAGAACAACAAACACAAUUACAUAGACAGCCAGGAAUGGCCACAGUGACAGCAGCUCCUCUUAAAUCACCACAGGCAAAACUAAAACAGACUGUACCUAAAAGUCCAGUGCAAGUGGUGUGCAAUGUACCUCAGGGGCUGGGUCAGCACACGGGUAAGGACAGCAGCAGCCCAGUCAAGCUUUCAGUUCUCCCAGUCAUGAACCAUAACACCUGCGAGAAAGUCAUGCAGCAAGUGGUGAUCCUCACUUCUAAUAUUCUUAGUCACAAAACUGAAGAAAAGGAGUCUUCUUUUCAGCAGCAACAAUCAGAAGACAUUCAUGUCCCAGUUUCUAAAGUGGCCAGCCCCUUAUGUAUGUCUACCAAUGUGCCUGGGUUCACCAUUCCUGAAAACAGAAUCCCUGUUCAGCAAGUGGCUCCCUUAAAAGAUGCCAGGACAGUGAACACCCCUUCCCCAUCUGUUUCCACUUAUGAGCAACAGGGAACCCUAAAUACAGCAGGUUUCAAAGGGGCACAAAUCUGCAGUGUCCAAACCAGCACACCACAAGGUGUCGUGCCAAUCCUUUCAUUAGUCACGUCGCCUUCCAGUGCAGUUUCUACUGAGUCUGUUAAAAUGACAGACCCUAAGCAAGAGCUGCAGACUGUGUGUAUCCGAGACUCACAGUCUAUCCUGGUAACAACGAGAGGAGGCAAUACAGGCAUUGUCAAAGUUCAGACGUCUUCAGACCAUGGUGUGAUUGGCUCUUUGCCCACCAGUCCAGUCAUCACCAUCUCACCUCAGUUUAAAGCCUUCCUCCUAUCUAAGACAUCGGCACCUUUUUCUCCUUCUGCUGCCUCUCAGACAACCCCUUGCACGUUCCCAGUAGCAACAAGUCUUUCUGUAGCUCAACCUCAGAUGCAGGUUCCUUCAGUAUCAAAGUCCCUUCCUACUCUUACAACCCCUUUGCACAAUGCAGUUACCAGUAGCAUCCCUAUUACAGGCCCAGGAAGCCAGGCAGCAGGCAAUACUUUUGUUUUAAGUCAAGGCUCCAACACCUCCACUUGUUCUACAGUUACAAAGAACAUUGGCCAGCUAGUGCAGGCUACUGCUGCCUGUUCUCCUUAUCAAGCUUCUGUAGUAAAAAAUGCAGUCAUUCCAUCACCAAAAAUCACUGGAGUUCUCACACAAACAAAGGUGACGAAGACUGGUGUGAAACGAGUCAGUACAGAUGAGGGAUCCCAAGUUACUAAAGUCAUCCUGGCCACUCCCUCUUCAUCUUCCACAUCAAGUGUAGCCAUGUCAAAAGGCACAGCCUCUUCCCAAAAAUCACUUCCUAGUUCAAGAGUUGUGUUCAUCAGCCAGCCUACAGCCACAUCUUCCUCCACCUUUUUGGGAAACAUUCCAAAGCAGGCAAUAGCAGCCGGGACUAGUGGACAACUGCUGACCACUUCAUUAUCGGAUCAGACUUUAAGGAUGGGAAUAAACCCAGACCAAUCCAUUGAUAGUGGCAAAUCAGAGGCAUUGGCCAAGGUCAGGAACAUCAGCCUGCCCUCAGGGGUUCUAAUCCACUUGUCAGGGAAGACGACAACCAUUGGGCAGAAGAUUGGUGCCCUGUCAUGUUCUCCUUCAAAGAACACACUUGUAUCUCUCCCAGAUGCAGACAGUUCAGCAGCCACCAGAGCAGGACUGGUCCAGGUCUCAAAUUCAAAUACCAUCACAACCUGCUCUGCCCAGCUUGCCUCUCACACCUCUCUGACCACCAGGUCAUCCCAGUGUACCCCAUCCUUCACCAUGAUUUCCCAAACGGUUGCGCCCACAACACCUACUGCCAUCAAUCUGCCAACAGGAAACCUAAUCAAAACACACCUUGGUAUUUGUGGAAGUGAAUCAUUCAGCAGCUCACCUGCUCAGGUGACUACUACUGUACAGAGUAACCUUGCCCAAAGUUCCACACUCACUCAUGUCGGUCAGAAGUCAAAUAAUCAAAGUGGUAUUGUCUCAUCUUCCUCUCAAUUUGCUCUCAAUACAUCCAUCUCCUUGGGAACAACUACCAGUGCCCCAUUCACCACUUCUGCCACUGGCACAGUCCAGAAUAGGAUGGUCAUCAACACCUCUACACCCCUUGCUGCUGGCACACAGAUUAUACUUAACAAUACAUGCUUUGUAGUCCCUCCCCAAGGUUUAGGCCCAGGCAGCCAUGUCCUUAUCAUCUCUAGCCCUGCACCACAACAAGUGCCUACUGCAAAUGCUACCAGGACUGGAGCAUCAGUGCCUCUCCAAGGUGCAAGCCAUGCUGUUGUAGCUCCUCAAGCACCAGUAUUAUCCCAGUCUCCUGCCAAGCUGUCUGGUGUACCAGCUGCAAGUUCUCCUGUUGUUGCUUGCACACCUUCCGUUGGCUCAUCAUUUUUAGCAACUACUCCCAGUAUGACACCAGUUCAACCACCAGGAACACCUGGCCAUGGUUCAACAUUGUUACCCAGAAAAACACUUUUGACUACUCUGCCUAGAUUUGUGACUGCACAGGCUCAUCACUUUGCAUCACCGUCUGGUGGUUCUCCCAAGUUAGGUUGUGUACCAGCCCUACUUUCCCCUGUGGUAACCAGUGUCCCUGCUUUUGGCUCAGGCCAGGUUCCAAUUAGGUUAGCUGCAACUACAUUCAGGCAAGCUGAUGGUCCAUCCACCAUUUUGCCUGCAGGAACAAACACCUUGCCUAGAGUUCCAGCACCUCUACCAUCCCUGCCAGUCUUACCCAGCCCAGCAAUUGUAUCUUUGUCCAGUCCUGUCAUGCCAAUUCCACCACCGCUCUGCUCAGCUGCAGCUCCCCUAGUGGCAGGCACCCCUUUGCACCGCUCCAUCAACCAGCAUAUUGUUUCACUGUCAGCCCCAGGCCAAGGCAUAAAGCCUCAGCAGACCGCAGCUCCCUCUGUAGCACUAUCACAAGUGUUACUGCAUACGGGGCAAGGCAACACAUUGGUCCGAAAACAUGUGCCUUCAGUCAUGCAGCCAGUGAUUCCUGGCACAAGAACACAAGUAUUACCCACAGUGGCUGUCCCUCCAAUUGUUGGUGUGGUAUCUAGGAUUCAGACGCUGCCUGUUGCUACAGUACCACCAAUUGGUAGCACUGUUAAUACCUUUGAAACUGCACUAGUGGGGACCACCCCUCAAUCCGGCAGUGCUGUAAUAAUAACUCCAGCUCAACCAAUCUCAUCACUGAAGACAAACAACAUCCACCCACCUCUUGUUCUGACUAGUCAAACACUUGAAAAGCACACUUUGCAGACGCCAUCCUUUGGUAUUCAUACCAAUGUAGCAUCCAAGCUACUAAUCAGUCCUGAUGGUGCUGUUUUGAGCACAACUCAGUGCCAUGUCAAUCCAUCAGAGCUGACUGGCUGCUCCAAACCACUGGUUUCCUCCAACAGUUCCCGCGGAGCACUGCACACUCAUGAUUCCUCUUUGCAGCCUUCUCAGGCAAACACAAAGUGAGUGGUAUCAAGUGGUAUUGCUAGUAGUAAUCCUGCCAUUUGUUCAAGAAUGUGUCUCAUGACUUUCUUUUAGAAUAUCGUAGGUUUCUCUCUCUGGUUUGAUCAUCCUCUGGCUAAACUGUACACAGUUGAUCAUACAGGAAAUGUAUACUGUGAUGGUUUUCUGAAGUGAAAACUGUGGAUGUUGCCCUCAGAUGAAUGUUGUAGACUACUUUUCUGUUUUGUUUUUUUCACCUCAUGGCCAGUAAUGAAAACUGUUGUAACAAAGAGUAGAAAAUGUUUGAUUUAAAAAAAAAUUAUAAUAAUAAUAAUUUCAACUCCAGUGUUUGUAAUACCUUUCAGUGCAAUUCAAUACUGCUUGAAAAAAAGUUGUAAUUUAGAUACUUUAUUGUUUAAAUUUGUUUUAAAUUAUCUAUCUGUUUGAAUGACACAAUUCAGUAUCCAGACUUUGUCAUGUCCUUUUUUUCCAACUAGUAACCGAGAUCUACAUUUUACUUUUUAGAAAUAUAAAUAAGCAAAAUAGAUCAAUUUGUACUACAUGUUUGCGACUAUAUAAAGUCAUAUUUAUUUAUUUUUGCCAUGUAGUUGGUUUUUUUUUCAAAAACUUUUACUAGAUACACUUUCAUUGAACAAAUGUGGACAUUACUGCAUGGAAAUAAACAAAGCGACUGUCCCUAA
Molecule: messenger RNA, 8095 nt
Organism: Solea senegalensis (Senegalese sole)
Lineage: Eukaryota; Metazoa; Chordata; Actinopteri; Pleuronectiformes; Soleidae
Exons: 10
Coding region: 483-7418 (2311 amino acids)
Molecular function (GO): protein binding
Source: RefSeq, a predicted model, not a curated record